ACAAACACACUGUACAGAGAGGAUGCAGGUCCUCGGUGCGGUCAGUAGGUGUCACUGUUUAGCACCAAUGCAGUACCACAUCAAAUAACAUCACAUCCGCGACCCGAAUCAUCUGAUCAGAGACUGUCCGGCUAAACUCCUGAUUCUGUAGAUGCCACCUGCUGCGCCCAAGGGGGAGAACUGCCUUGUAGACAUGGAUAGCAAGGCUGGAGAUCUCUUCACUGCCGAAGAUGCUCAUCCAACUGGCACAGGGGGAGCUGGAAUCUUGGCCAAGCUCUGGCUCCCCAAAGGCUUCUCAGCCAGCAUGGCUAAAGAGUGGAUUGACAGGCGUCGAGUAUCCAUUCGACCGUGGGCCAGCUUUGUAGACCAACGCAAGUUUUCAAAACCCCGCAACUUUGGAGAGUUGUGUCAGAGGGUGGUGAAAAAUGUGGAAGUUUACAACAGCAAUUAUACCUUCAUCUUUUUGGGUCUCAUCCUCUACUGCAUCAUCAGCUCACCCAUGCUGCUGAUUGCCUUGGCUGUGUUUGCUGGUGCCUUCUACAUAAUCCACCUUAAAUCUUUGGAGUCCAAACUGGUUGUCCUUGGUAAGGAGCUCACUGUGCCUCACCAGAUGAGUCUGGCCGGGGCCGUCUCACUACCUGUGUUCUGGCUGGCUGGAGCUGGAGCUGCAGUGUUUUGGGUUCUGGGGGCAACGCUGUUUGUGAUUGGUUCUCAUGCUGCGUUCCGUGAGCUGGAGACAUCUGAAAUAGAGGAGCUCCUCAUGGAGCCUGUAUGAAGAACAGGCUGAGCUCUGAGACAGUGCUGGCUGUCGAUCAUCAUCAUUCUCACCUUGUAGUUGUGUUCGUCAGUGAGGGUUCUGGAAAAGCUUCUCCUUUUCCAUGGCUGUGGGCAUAUUGUAUAGUCCCUAUAAUCUACCUUUAUUGUAUCGAGAAUGCACUUUGUCUUGCCUCUAAAAUAACUGUUGUUCCAGACCGCUUUUUAACACUCAUUCAAGCACACGACUUUCCAUAUGCACAUUAAUAUCUGAACCCAAGCAUAUUAUUAUACAGAAUAUUCAGCUUUUUCUACAUAUUUAAACCUUGGAUGCCUCUAGUUUCUGUUGGAUAGCCUCUCACUUCCCACAGUGCUUCAUAUGCAGUGACAUAUCUGAACUUUUCACACUUAAUCUCUCUACUGAUCUCUAAAUGGACCAUCUGUGCUGUAGUCUCUGCUAUAGAUAUCUUGGGAAAUAGAUUACAGCUGAGAGAAAUGUGGAUUUCUCAUGGAGUGAGUAUAUGUAUGUGAAAUGUUCACACUGCAGAAUGGGCUGGCUAACUUAUAAACUGCUAAAAACUGAUUUAUUUUCCAAAGGAAAAGUGCCAUUUAAAGCUUUACAGUUGUGUCUAGUAAUCAUUCGCAAAUGAAAUGAUUUUUUUUAUUUAAAGAAAAUUCAAAAACAAGUUUGGUACUUUGGAUAAGCUUCUUAGUAACGAUAGGUUGAAGAUGAAGACAUCUUAAAAGGUCAACAUUUAAUCUUGGUAUUUUGUAUUGGGUAUUAUACUUUGCUGAUCAACUAUAUGCGUUCGGAUCUGACGGUAAUGUAAAUGUGAUUUUUUUUUUCAGUUUAUUAUUCAUUUGUUUACAUUCAAAUGUACAUUGGGUGUUUUGGAUUUACAUUUUGGAAGUGCAAUAAACUAGUGCAAAGCUG
Molecule: messenger RNA, 1687 nt
Organism: Acanthochromis polyacanthus (spiny chromis)
Lineage: Eukaryota; Metazoa; Chordata; Actinopteri; Pomacentridae
Gene: rabac1
Product: Rab acceptor 1 (prenylated)
Exons: 6
Coding region: 152-775 (207 amino acids)
Cellular component (GO): Golgi apparatus
Source: RefSeq, a predicted model, not a curated record